This is a messenger RNA of Aspergillus lentulus, 648 nucleotides long. Its product is annotated as enoyl-CoA hydratase/isomerase family protein. Gene Ontology annotation, cellular component: peroxisome. The record is from RefSeq and is a predicted model, not a curated record. Gene Ontology annotation, biological process: fatty acid beta-oxidation. NCBI's taxonomy places the organism in Eukaryota, Fungi, Ascomycota, Eurotiomycetes, Eurotiales, Aspergillaceae. Gene Ontology annotation, molecular function: delta(3)-delta(2)-enoyl-CoA isomerase activity.
AUGGCCUCGCCGUUCGAGUGUCCAAACCUUACCAUUGAACGGAAUGGCAAGGUAUAUAUCAUUACUAUGAGGAUGGGGCCCGAGAACAGGUUGAACACCAAGUUUUGCCAGGAAAUGAUCAGUGCCUUCAAUUGGAUCCGCCAGACCAUAGGCUCAAACUCAGAGGGGGCUGUCAUUACAAGGGGGAAAGAUGCCAAGUUCUUCUGUACAGGGCUUGAUCUCGAGGAAGCAGAGAAGGACCCAUUUUCCAACACCGAUGGCUUCUAUCCUGCUGACAAAGACGUCUACCAGCUCUUGCACACAAUCCUAGACUUCCCGUUUCCAACGAUCGCUCUUGUCACAGGACAUACAUUUGGCGGAGGGUGCCCGCUCGCCUUUGCCCAUGAUUAUCGCGUCAUGAACAGCGAGAGAGGCUUCAUUUGCAUGCCUCCGGUUGACCUUGGCAUGCACUUCUCGGGCAUGGGCAUACUCCCUCGAUUGAAACUCCACCCGCAAGUCGCACGAAAGGUCUUGUUGGAGGGCCAUCGCUUCACCGCAAAGGAGGCGAUGACGGACGGGCUGGUUGAUGCCAUUGCACCCCCAGAGCGGAUGUUGGAUGCUGCCCUGGAACUCGCGAAUAAAUGGGCGCCAAAGGGGAAGGCUGGGUAA